AUGAUAGUCGGCGGGCCAGAGGGCGGCGACUCGGCAAACACCCGAAAAGCCUGGGCUCGGCAAUUGUAUGUCGGGACGGUUUAUGGUCGCGAAGAGAGCUCCAAAAAGGUAUGCCGAGAACCCAUCGUGUUCACCGAUAGGGACCUGCCAGCCGGAGAGACCCCGCAUCGAGAUGCGUUGGUCAUCGCUAUGGACAUCAGUGGUGUAGUCGUUCGCCGAAUCCUGGUUGACACCGGGAGUAGCGUCAAUGUGCUAUACCUGGAAACCUUCACCAAAAUGGGGCUGAUUCGAGAGCAGCUGAAUCCUGUCAAAACCCCUCUCGCCGGCUUCACCGGGGACUCGGUGGAGGCGGAAGGGUCGAUCACCCUUCCCGUGGAGAUUGGCAGUUACCCGGAUGUGCAAAAAUUAAACAUGAAGUUUAUCGUGGUAAAUCUGGCCUGCUCGCAUAAUGCCAUACUCGGCCGCCCGGGUUUGGAAGACCUCGGAGCCUUGAUCUCGAUCGAACACCUGUGCUUGAAGUUUCGCACGCCGAACGGAAUAGGAACAAUACGUUGUGAUCGCAAGGUCGCCCGCGACUGCUAUUUACAAGCAUGUAGAGGAAUGGGCAAACGUGAGAUGCAGGUCCACGAGAUUACCGAGAGGCCCCCCAAGAAAACGGUGAUACCUCGCCCCGAGCCGGCCGUCGAGCUAGAGGAAAUCGAGAUUGACCCAGCACAGCCUAGUAGGCGAGUGAGAAUCGGGGUCGGCCUUCGUGAGAAACUAAGGGGGGAAAUCGUGAGAGUGCUCCAGGAGCAUCGAUUGGUUUUCGCCUGGGGCCCGGAGGAUAUGCCCGGCGUGGAUCGUUCGAUUAUAUCGCACCGACUCGCCGUGGACCCGGAGCACCGACCGGUCGUACAGAAAAAACGAUACCUGGCCAACGACCGGAGGGAGUUUGUGAAGAAAGAAGUUAGCACGCUGCUAGCGGCUGGGCACGUCCGUGAGGUUAAGUACCCGGAGUGGUUGGCAAACGUGGUCCUCGUACCCAAGCCCCCAGCGUGGCGAAUGUGCGUAGAUUACACCGAUCUUAACAAGGCCUACCCGAAAGACCCGUUUCCUCUACCUCGGAUCGACCAGUUAGUCGACGAAACGGCCGGGUCGGUGUUGCUCAGUUUUAUGGACGCCUUCAGGGGGUACCACCAAAUAUUUAUGCACCCGGCGGAUGAGGAGAAGACCGCCUUCCUGACACCGGACGGAGUUUACUGUUACCAAGUCAUGCCCUUCGGGCUUAAAAAUGCCGGGGCUACGUACACCCGAAUGGUCGCCCGGCUGUUCCAACACCUGCUGGGGAAAUCAAUGGCCGCGUACGUUGACUAUAUGCUUGUCAAGAGCCGGGAGGAGGACAAGCACGCGGAGGACCUGGCCGACUGCUUCAAGGUAAUGAUAAAGUACAACCUCCGGCUGAACCCCAAGAAGUGCGCGUUCGCUGUCCAAGGUGGCAAAUUCUUGGGCUACAUGGUCACCAAACGGGGUAUUGAGCCUAAUCCGGAGAAAGUACAGGCCAUCAUCGACAUGCAGCCUCCUACCACCGUCAAGGACUUACAAUGCUUGACUGUGCUGUCUACCCCCCAGGUGGGCGAGCCCUUAUUCUUGUACCUCGCCGCCUCGGCCAAAGCGGUGAGUUCGGUAUUGGUCCGAGAGGAGGACCGAGUCCAGCACUCGGUUUAUUAUGUAAGCCGCUCGCUGAAGGCUGCUGAGACGCGGUACACCGCUCUGGAAAAGAUUGUGUAUGCAUUGGUAGUCACCGUGCUCAAGCGGGCACCUUAUUUCCAAGCCCAUACCGUCCGGGUUCUGACAGACCAGCCGCUCGGGAGCGUGCUACGAAACCCCUUGUCCUCCGGCCGACUGGUAAAGUGGGCCGUAGAGUUGACUCAGUAUGGGAUUGAGUACCAACCCCGACCCUCCAUUAAAGGUCAAGCCUUGGCCGACUUCCUGGUCGAAUGUACAGCAGGUGAGGAAGAAAAGGAACACGCCUCGGAGAGUUGCCCGGGCGAGUGGUGGGAAAUGCAUGCGGAUGGAGCAUCGAGUCGACAACACUGUGGAGGCGGUGUCAUGCUCAUCACUCCGGAAGGAUUCCGGCUAUAUUACGCUCUGAGGUACUUGUUCUCUACAUCAAAUAACGAGGCCGAGUAUGAAGCGGUAUUGAACGGCCUCCGACUUGCCAAGGCCCUGGGAGUCGAGCGGCUACGAAUCAAAACUAACUCCAGACUGGUAGUCGGGCAGAUCUCAGGUACGUGUGAAACCAAGAAUGCAAGGAUGGUAUUAUACAAAGAGCGUGCAGCCGAGAUGUUGAAGGAGUUUGAGGCCUACGAAAUAGAGUACAUAUCCGAGCGGACAACGUGGAAGCCGACAUAUUGUCCAAAAUUUCCCUGGAGGGGGUACCGGACCACCUGA
Messenger RNA from Ipomoea nil (Japanese morning glory), 2430 nucleotides. RefSeq lists its product as uncharacterized. Bases 1 to 2430 code for a protein of 809 amino acids. Gene Ontology annotation, molecular function: nucleic acid binding; RNA-DNA hybrid ribonuclease activity. The record is from RefSeq and is a predicted model, not a curated record. Lineage: Eukaryota; Viridiplantae; Streptophyta; Magnoliopsida; Solanales; Convolvulaceae. The transcript has 2 exons.